AUUUCUCGGUUAGGUCUCAGGACGGUAUCUCCGAUAUUCAUGUAGCUAAUCAUGAAUCCACCCAACCCUUGGGACUUCCUAGAAACAAACUUCCCCAUAUUGUGGGAUAUAAACCAUCCAAAAACUAAGGAAAGAGUGUUGCGCCGCAUGGCGAAGACAUCCUUUAUUGAAACGUAUAAUGUCAAAUUCGGUGCUUUGUAUAAUAACAAAAAUGUCAACAAAUUUAUUAAAACCAUACAAAAACGUUACCAACGUAAACGUAAACAGUCUUCAAAAGUUUCAGCUACAAAUACUUCAGGUCCUAUUUCACAAUCGAGCAAAACACAACCAGAUGCUAUAACUAAUCAAGGAUCUAUGUUUGGGAAUGAAGAAUCCCAUUACCACUCCGCAGUCCAGCAAUUCCCGACAAAUAGCCCUUGGUCAAUUGAUUUUAACAACGUUUUUAAUGAGAAUCCACAAAGCGAUGAUCAAGUUUAA
This is a messenger RNA of Cydia pomonella (codling moth), 477 nucleotides long. RefSeq lists its product as uncharacterized. Bases 52 to 477 code for a protein of 141 amino acids. Lineage: Eukaryota; Metazoa; Arthropoda; Insecta; Lepidoptera; Tortricidae. The transcript has 5 exons. The record is from RefSeq and is a predicted model, not a curated record.